Messenger RNA from Lotus japonicus, 1033 nucleotides. Its product is annotated as rhicadhesin receptor-like. The record is from RefSeq and is a predicted model, not a curated record. The transcript is spliced from 2 exons. NCBI's taxonomy places the organism in Eukaryota, Viridiplantae, Streptophyta, Magnoliopsida, Fabales, Fabaceae. Gene Ontology annotation, molecular function: manganese ion binding. Bases 173 to 835 code for a protein of 220 amino acids. Gene Ontology annotation, biological process: regulation of root development; plasmodesmata-mediated intercellular transport. Gene Ontology annotation, cellular component: plasmodesma; cell wall.
UUUCUUUAUUAAUUGUUUCAUUUACUUCUUCUUUGCCGAUUUUGUUAUCUUAUAUGCUGGCUUACUGAACCAUAUUCUUUUAUAUAUUUAGACAUUUAGUUGGUCACUUAAUUACUUGCUUCUUAUUUCAAUUCAAUUUCAUACACAUCAUAUCAUUCCUCAUAUUCAUACCAUGAAGCUCGUUGACUCUCUGCUUCUCUUUGCUUUGCCUCUGGCUCUGCUCUUAACCACUGCUUUCUCAUCAGAUCCUGACUACCUUCAAGAUCUCUGUGUUGCCGACCCUGCCUCAGGUGUGCCAGUGAAUGGAUUCACUUGCAAAGAAGCAUCCAAGGUGAAUGCCUCUGAUUUCUUCUCCAACAUACUAGCCAAGCCAGGAGCCACCAACAACACCUUUGGUUCCUUGGUGACCGGAGCCAACGUUCAGAAAGUCCCAGGACUCAACACACUUGGAGUCUCUCUGGCAAGGAUUGAUUAUGCCCCAGAUGGCCUCAACCCGCCCCACACCCACCCACGCGCCACAGAGGUGGUGUUUGUGCUUGAAGGGGAACUAGAUGUUGGGUUCAUAACCACAGGCAAUGUGCUCAUAUCAAAGCACAUAGUCAAGGGUGAUAUAUUUGUGUUCCCAAAAGGCUUGCUUCACUUCCAAAAGAACAAUGGCAAGGUUCCUGCUGCGGUGCUUUCAGCCUUCAACAGCCAACUUCCGGGGACACAGUCAAUUGCAACCACCUUGUUUGCCUCAACGCCUACUGUGCCAGACAAUGUUUUGACCAAGACCUUCCAAGUUGGUACCAAGCAGAUUGAGAAAAUCAAGUCUAGGCUUGCACCCAAGAAGUAAAUUUACCAAGUUGGUUUGGUUUUCAUGUUUCUGCCAAUUGUUUUUUUUUCCCCUCCUUAUAAUAUUUGUCAUUCUGGAAUUCUUGUAAGGAUCUCAUAAGCAAAUUGGGCAAGUGCAUUUGUUUGUUAAUUAAAAUUUGAAAGGUGAUUGUAUUACUUGUUAAUCAAAUCAAUCACCAGUGGCUCUGUUGAAUUGUUA